UCAAUAUUCAAAACAAAACAAGAUUUCUAAAUUUUCAGUGAAACAAAAAUCAAGUUAAAUAUGGAUUUAAAAAUAUACUUUUAACUUGGUUUGAUUUUUCAACAAUUUUACAACAUUCUACACAAAUUCUACAGGCAGAAUGUCUACUACAUCAACUACUAAUGGUAGACACAGAAAAAGAAGGCUCAGACGGAGACUAGAUGAUGGAGUAGCACAAGAAACAGAAAACAGCAGUUGGUCUAACAAUAAAUUGAAACAAGAACUAUCGUCUUUUAUAGCUGAGUUUUCUUAUUUAACUGAUCCAUCUAAAAAGUCUCAAACUAAAGAACUUUUGAUAAAGAACCGAUCAGAAACUACUCCUCAACAAAAUAUUCAAAUCUUUGCUGCUAGAGAGCAAAUGAAUUCACCAUUUGAUGAUCCAGAGUUGAGAAGAAGAGGUGUGGAGUGGGAAGAUCAACACAGGGAAACACCAGUGUACAGUGCUCAGGGUUCAGAUUGCAAAGUGCCAAAAAGAGAUAAAGGAUUCAGACGAGCAAUAGUUCGACGACCUAGAUUGAGAAUAAGAAGAAGCCGCUCUACAAGACAAAGUACUUCAAGGGAUCUCGGUUGUCCAAACCAAGCAAGAUCAGUCAGAAAAGUUCGUCGACGUUUUUCAGGUUUUCGUGCAUCAAAAAGUAGGAGUAGAAGAAUUAGGGCUAGGAGCUGUAGAUCAGAGACUCCCAUAAGAAGGCGUGUUAGGAGCCACUUCAGGAGACGAAGUAGAUCACCAUCUUUUGUGAGAUCUGCUGUUAAAGAUAUGCCAUUUCGCUCCAGAGAGAGAAGGAUAAGAGAAAUUGUUGAUAAAAAAAGUAAACCAAAACUUUUGUAUAAAAGCAUUGAACCGUGUUCUGAGCCAACUCUUGUUACUUUAUUCCCAAGGACUAUAAAACGUAAGCCUCUGAGGUUUCAAAGUAGGGAGUUGGAACUUCCCUGUAGAUGUGAUAUGUGUACAAAUAAAUAUGAAUCUCUUGCUAGACUGCACCAUGGACGAUUCAACCCCUGCAAUCUUCCUCAUGCUCCUUUUUCACGUCAAUGCGGACCUUGUCCACCUAAAUGCCAAAUUGUCCCUAGAGAUCAAAGUGCUUGUACUCCAAAAUGGCAUUGCAACACAGGAAAAGGAAAACCGAAAUUUAAUAUUUUGGUAUUGAAUUAAUGAUGGACCAUUUUUUGAUUGCAUGUAACUACAGCGGGCAAUCAUCCUUGGGCCAACCACUGUUGCAGAAAUGAUGUUUACCAACCGAUCGCAAGCAGAUGUGUCAAGAGUGUCUGUUUCAAGUUUGGAGCCACAAACCAAUGCCUUGAUUCAAACAUAACACAUUAUUUUCACUCCAUCCUUGACAAAAGGCUUUGCUGUUAAAUUAUUCUUAUAUUUAAAUUGAGUUUUCUUGUUAUUGUUGUGUGCAAUAAUAAAAAUUAAAAUCGUUG
This is a messenger RNA of Macrosteles quadrilineatus (aster leafhopper), 1464 nucleotides long. Its product is annotated as serine/threonine-protein kinase PRP4 homolog. The coding region runs from base 140 to 1192 and encodes 350 amino acids. Lineage: Eukaryota; Metazoa; Arthropoda; Insecta; Hemiptera; Cicadellidae. The record is from RefSeq and is a predicted model, not a curated record. The transcript is spliced from 3 exons.